This is a messenger RNA of Didymodactylos carnosus, 2025 nucleotides long. The record is from the annotation of a GenBank genome assembly. NCBI's taxonomy places the organism in Eukaryota, Metazoa, Rotifera, Eurotatoria, Philodinida, Philodinidae.
AUGACUACUUUGAUUAUUCGACUACUCCGCUACGAUCUGGUCAUUUUUUUCGUAUUAUUACAACUUAAUGUUUUAUACGGUAGUCAAUAUAAUGAUAAAAAACGAAUCAGUUUGAAUUAUCUUCUUGAAAAACGUUUUCAUUUUUCGCUGUCGAAAAAAGUCGAUCUACUAUACGAAACGGGUGAUGAUUUCGACGAAAUCAACGGUGAAAUUGAUAUUGAUCUAUUGAAUAGUUUAAAUGAAAUAGAUUUAAAUCAUAUGCCGGUUAUUGAUGACUAUUCAGACAAUGAUCAAGCUCUCGAAUGGCUCAACUGGUAUACAAAGAUUGAACGGCGAUAUAUGCAAAUAUCAGCUCUUUUAUCAUGGAAUUAUGAGACAAAUAUAACACAAGAAAAUGAAGAAAAACAAAUAAAACAAAAGUUAAUUACAACUCCAUUUAGUAGACAAACAUUACCAAUCAUUAAAAAGUUUAAUAAAUACAUGAAAUAUUCGACGGAUUAUGAUUUAAAACGUAUCUAUGGUCUUGCAGCACUCGGUACCGUAGUAAAAGAUGAUCGUGAUGUAGAAAAAGGAUCACAGCUACAUUCGCAAAUGGACAGUAUCUAUUCGACAGCAACGGUUUGUGAAUUGAAAGACCCAAACGAAUGUUAUCAAUUGACUCCCAUGUUAGAAAACUUGAUGCAUGUUGAAAAAGACUAUGAUCGUCUAUUGUGGGCGUGGAAGGGUUGGCAUGAUGAAUGUGGGAACAAAAUUCGACCAAUUUAUUUAGAUUAUAUCAAUUUGUUAACGAAAAAUAUUCAAGAGAAUGGUUAUCAAGAUUUAGCUGAAAGUUGGAUAGAAGACUACGAGAUAAAACACGGCUUUGAAGAUAUGCUCGAUCAAUUAUUACUAGAUAUAUUACCGUUAUACAAGCAGAUACAUGCUUAUAUGAGAGGAAAAUUAUGUAAAAAGUAUCCGAAUAGAUUUGAUUGCAAUGGACCAAUACCCGCUCAUCUUUUGGGAAAUAUGUGGGCACAACAAUGGCAUGAUCGUCUCGAUGAUGUCCUACCCUAUCCAGAAAAUCCAUUGGCGAAUAUAACAAAAAUUUUGUUAGAUAGAAAAGUAACCAUUCAUCAAAUGUAUCUUUUAGCUGAAAAUUUUUUUACAUCAAUUAAUUUGGAUUCUAUGACCAAAACUUUUUGGUCUAAGUCUAUGUUCGAAAAACCAAACGAUCGUGCUGCUAUUUGCCACGCUUCUGCAAGCGAUAUGGCCAAUACUAAUGAUUAUAGAGUUAAAAUAUGCACAGAAAUAAAUGAUGACAACUUGUAUACGGUUCAUCAUGAAAUGGGACAUGUUGAAUACUACAUGGCUUAUGAUAAGACGCAGCCAAUUGUUUAUAGAACUGGAGCGAAUUCAGCAUUUCAUGAAGCAAUUGGUGAUACAAUUGGCAUGUUCGUCUUAUCCCCAACACAUCAAGCAACACUGGGUUUCAUUGAUAAAACCAUUAUCAACGAAAAAUAUGAGAUGAAUUUUUUGAUGCGUAUGGCCCUACAAAAGGUGGCAUUUCUUCCCUUCGCCUAUAUCAUGGAUAAAUACCGGUUUGCACUGUUUCGUAAUGAGAUUGAUGUAUCAAAAUUAAAUAGUGUCUGGUGGGAUAUGAGACUGAAAUAUGGAGGCCUAAUGCCACCUGUUGAACGUUCGGAACAAAAUUUUGAUCCCGGCGCAAAAUAUCAUAUACCAUCGAAUGUACCAUACACACGAUAUUUUCUCGCACACAUCCUUCAGUUUCAAUUUCAUCGUGCUCUUUGCAAAAUUGGUCGAAAUGAACAGCCUCUACACUUGUGUGAUAUUUAUAAGCAGAAAAGUGUUGGAAACAGAUUUUAUCAAAUGUUAGCAGCGGGUAAUUCUCGUCAUUGGUCCGAAAUUCUUGAAACACUAACAGGUGAAAAUACAUUUCAAUCACAAGCCAUUUUAGAUUAUUUUCAACCAUUGUACAAAUGGAUUAAACAAGAAAAUAUCAGAUUGGGCUAUCCUGUUGGAUGGUAA